AUGUCAUCUUUCUUUUUUUCUUUCUUUCAUUCUUUCCAUUUCUUUCAUCUUUCUUUUUCCUUUUCACCUAACGUUCUUUCAUUUUCUUUUUUUCUUUCUUUCAUUCUUUUCUUUUUCUAUUUCUUUGUUUCUUUCUCCUUUCACCUAACGUUCCAAACCCAUGUCAUCUUUCUUUUUUCCUUCUAUUUCUUUUCUUUUUUUUUAUGUAUGUAUGUAUGUAUGUAUUUUCUUUCUUUUUUUUUCACUUUUCUUUUUUUUUCAAACCCAUUCUCUUUUUAUGUUUUUUUUUCUCUUAUUGUUUUUAUGUAUCACCUAACAUUCCAAACCUGUGUCAAUGUAUCCAAACCCAUGUCAUCUUUCUUUUUUUCUUUCUUUCUUUCUUUUUGUUUUUAUGUAUAUUUCUCCUUCUUCUAUCACCUAACAUUCCAAACCUGUGUCAUGUAUGUAUGUAUGUAUGUAUGUAUGUAUCUUUCUUUCUUUUUUCUUUCUUUCAUUCUUUCUUUUUCUAUUUCUUUCUUUCUUUCUUUUUUGUUUUUAUGUAUUUUUUCUUUCAUUCUUUUUUCUUUUUUUUGUUUUUAUGUAUAUUUCUCCUUCUUCAUUUCUUUCAUUCUUUCUUUUGUAUGUGUAUCUUUUUUUUUUUUUCUUUUUUCUUUUCUUUUUUUCUUUCUUUUUUUUGUUUUUAUGUUUUUAUUCCAAACCCAUGUCAUCUUUAUUUUUUUUUUUCUCCUUUUUUUUUUUUUUAUAUUUAUCCUUUUCACCCUAACGUUCCAAAUCCAUGUGUCAUCUUUAUCUUUCAUUCUUUUUUUUCUUUCAUUCUUUCUUUUUAUUUCUUUCACUUUCUUUUUUUUUGUUUUAUGUAUUAUUUCUCCUGCUAUGUCGUUUCCAAAUGGCGCCUUUCUUCGUUUUCUCGUCAAGCAGAUAAUUAACAACAACAAAGCGAAAUUAAAAGGAAAAAAAAAAGAACAAAUAGUUUAA
Acanthosepion pharaonis is the source of this 975-nucleotide messenger RNA. Lineage: Eukaryota; Metazoa; Mollusca; Cephalopoda; Sepiida; Sepiidae. The record is from the annotation of a GenBank genome assembly.